Orbicella faveolata is the source of this 1655-nucleotide messenger RNA. RefSeq lists its product as uncharacterized. NCBI's taxonomy places the organism in Eukaryota, Metazoa, Cnidaria, Anthozoa, Scleractinia, Merulinidae. The record is from RefSeq and is a predicted model, not a curated record.
CUCACAAAUUUCCGUGGCAAAUGAAAGUACGCAAGAUUCAGGAAAUGACGAUCUACGCCGCAGAAAGGUUUCGUCCUAUUUUACGGUUAAUGAAACUAACUGGAGAGUUCUAUGGGGAUGUUACAAUGGACGAGAUUUUACAAGAAGAUUUGAGCGUCUUUUCUCGUUUUUACUGUGGGUUGGUACUUCUAGGUCAAUGGUUUAUCGUCGUGCAGGCUGUGACGAGUCUAUUCUUUGAAGGCGUAGCUCAGAUGAACACGUUUUUCUUCUUAUUGACCUUUAGCAUUUGGUAUCUGCAGUCUGCAAUAGUUAACACAAUCUGUCUUUUCAUUUUACCCAAAGGUCAGAAAAAGCCAUCUCGUCUUGGGCAGUUUCUUGGUAACUUACUCGCAACAACAUCUGAUGGAGGGAUAAAUACAUGUAAUAUGUAUAAAGUGUAUUCAUUACUAGCCUUGGCGUGUAACUUUGCACUCUUCAACACUGUUUGCCUUACGCUACUAGAUCUUUACCGAAAUAGCUCGAUAGGCCGUUUUCGACCAUGGAAUGGUUUAUUGGUAUAUCGCUUGAGUCACUUGAUAUUUUGUGCUUUUGAUGCUUUUGCAUGGGCUCUACCAUAUACACUGUUUUAUGUCUCAUGCAAAUUGCUGGUCGGUCUAUUUGAGAAUUUGGAGAAUAAAAUAACAGCAGGUAGCCCUGAUGUUCGCAGGAUUGAAUCAUUACGCAAAGAACAUAGUAAACUUUGCGAAACGGUUGCUCUCGCCGACAAAGUAUUUUCACCUCUCAUGUUGGCAGCCGUUGGUUCGGACGUUCCCUUGAUAUGCAUCAACUUUUACCAGCUGGUAAAACCCCCAGCUUCAAGCAAUGAGGACAUCACAUUUGUUGCCACUGUCUUUUAUUGGUGUAUUACAGUGACUGUAAAAAUAGUCUUUAUUACGAUAUCUGUAGUGCGAGUCAACGAAAAGAUUCACAGCUUCUAUGACAUUCUGCACAAAAUAACUGUGUCAGACUGUAAAGAGCAUCUGGAACUCGUCGGGAUAGUCAUCUCGUGCUUCGCAGUGUUGAUAACUCUGCCAAGUUAAGAUUAUUACCGCAGUGAAGACACGUACCUAUCAGAGCAUCACGCUGUUUGGAGGCUUAGAAGAAAGCGAAGAACACACGGGGGUGGGGAAAGAAGAAGCGAUUUAAUUUUCGUUAAUUUUGGGAGACUACCCUGAUUUAUUUAAUUUAUUAGGAAAUGGUCGCUCAUCAUGGAUAUUCUUUAUAAGCAUAAUUAUUGGAUUCGGUGUUAGUACGGUGGAAAAAUAGAUUAAAUCGUGUUCGGCGAUUUAUGUAAACAACUCGUGAACAAAUAACAUUAGGAAAUACGAUUACCAUAAUAGUAAAAUUGAGCGAAUCAUCUGAUUCUGGUAAUUUUCAACGUCAUGAAAUGCGGUACUCUUCUAUGAGAAUUAUUAUCGAGUGAGACGAAAAAUUGAUUAUAUUCCAAAUAUCUUUCUGUUUAUUUUUGUUUUGCCUUUGUUUUCGUUUUCAUUUUGUUUUUGUUUUUUGUUUUUAUUUUUGUUUUUGUUUUUGUUUUUUUUAAAUUCCUGCGAGGAUUACUGAUUAAAAGUUAACUGCGAAUGCGUUAGGUGAAUUAAGAUCCGUUUUCAAAAACA